Molecule: messenger RNA, 2233 nt
Organism: Nylanderia fulva
Lineage: Eukaryota; Metazoa; Arthropoda; Insecta; Hymenoptera; Formicidae
Gene: Pms2
Product: mismatch repair endonuclease PMS2
Biological process (GO): mismatch repair
Cellular component (GO): MutLalpha complex
Molecular function (GO): mismatched DNA binding; ATP binding; ATP hydrolysis activity
Source: RefSeq, a predicted model, not a curated record
AUAAAUAUCGUGUCUAUUCUUAGAAUGAACGUAGAAGCAAAUAAUGAAUACAAUCUAUAUCUGCUGUGUGAGACUGAGAUAGGAUUUUAUCCAGUGUAAAAAGGUUAUGCCGGUAAAUACACAUCGAGCAACGGAGAUAUUGUAAAAAAUAUUAAAAUUAUUAACGUUAAUUUCAAUGUAAUGUAAAGUACAAAAGAGCGAAACGAUGGAGGAACCUGUCGCAACGACAGAAAAAUCGAAAAAGAUAGAAGCUAUAAAUAAAGAAACUAUUCAUCACAUUUGUUCUGGCCAGGUAGUGAUCGAUCUUGCAAUCGCUGUCAAAGAGUUGGUGGAGAAUAGCUUGGACAGUAAUGCUACGGUGAUUGAUGUUAAACUUAUUGAUUAUGGGAAAACCUGCAUUAGUGUCAGUGAUAACGGUAGUGGUGUUUUAGAACAGGACUUUGAAGGUUUAGGCUUGAAACAUCACACAUCAAAGCUGCGGGAAUUCACAGACUUAACUGAAGUAAUUACAUUUGGCUUUCGUGGCGAAGCACUGAGUUCAUUGUGCGCCUUAUCAGAAUUGAGUAUUGUCACCAGGCAUUCGACCAGUGAGCAUGGCUUCAAAUUGGAAUUUGAUCACAAUGGCAUACUUACAAAAAAGGAACCAUGCGCCAGAGAAAAUGGAACCACAGUACACAUAAAGAACAUAUUCAAAAAUCUACCUGUCAGGGCAAAGGAGUUUCAGAAAAAUCUGAAGAAGGAGUAUGCACGCACAAUUCAAGUCUUGUAUAGUUACUGCUUAGUUUCCACCAAUGUCAAGAUUGCAUGUUCCAAUUUGGUAACAAGCAAAUCGUCUCAACUUAUAGUAACCACAAGAAAUACAGAUAGCAUAUUGGAUAAUAUAAAUUCGGUGUUUGGCAAAAAGUCUGUAGAUAGAAUAAUUAAACUUGAAUUACAGCCUCCAGACGAAACAAUGCUGCAAGAAUAUAAUUUGCCUAACAACAUUACAAUAGACUUUGACUGGGAAUGUUAUGUGAGCACUUGUGAUCAUGCGAUCGGACGUUCUACGCCUGAUCGACAAUUUUUUUAUGUCAACGGUCGGCCUUGCGAUCUCACGAAAGUCAGUAAACUGGUGAACAAUGUGUAUCAUAAGUACAAUAAUAAGCAGUAUCCAUUUGUUUUUCUAAAUAUCAAAUUGAAUCGGCAGUGCGCCGAUGUUAAUGUUACUCCCGACAAGAGGACGAUAUUUUUCACGCAAGAACGUCUUAUAUUAGCAACAUUAAAAUUUAGUUUAACAACAAAAUGGGAUAAACUGCAAGGAAAUUUUACAGCCAAACCUUUAACGGAGUUGAAGUCUGGUUUGAAAAGGACGAUUUCGAUUAAUUAUACUCAUCCACCAGCAAAAAAAUUACAAAUAUCUUCAGAAUCACAUAUAGAAAAAAAUGAUUAUAUUCAGACUAAUAUUAAAUCAAUGAAAAAACCUGCAGAUGUAGAAAUGGUGAUAAGCUUUAGAAUAAUUAAAGAAAAAUUAGAAGAAAAAAGAAAUAUUGUUAAAGCAUCUGUUAGUACAGGAAAAAGGAUAAAAUAUAGAAUGCAAAUGGAAGCCGAUCAAAAUGAAGCUGAAAAGGAACUACAAAGAGAACUGACAAAAGAUUCGUUUAGCAAGAUGGAAGUAAUAGGUCAAUUUAAUCUAGGUUUUAUAAUAGCUCGAUUGGAAGAUGACUUAUUUAUCAUCGAUCAACAUGCUACUGACGAAAAGUUUCGUUUCGAGAAGCUCAGUAAUGAAACGAAGCUGAAAACCCAAAAGCUCAUCAUGCCAAAGCCACUAAAUUUCUCUGCGUUGAACGAAAUGAUACUUAUAGAACAUCAACAAAUGUUCGAGGAUAACGGGUUUACUUUCAAUAUCAAUGAGCAAGCUGAAUCUGGCAAGAAGAUAGAAUUAGUAGGAAUGCCUGUCAGUGGUCAUUGGCAAUUUGGUCAAGAGGACAUAGAGGAAUUAGCAUUUCUCAUUAGAGAAGCAGGUAAUGAAAAUAAGGAGAAGCAAAUAUAUCGUCCUAGUCGUGUUAGACAAAUGCUGGCGUCCAGAGCGUGUCGAAGUGCAGUAAUGAUCGGCACAGCUCUGAAUACCAGUGAGAUGUACAAACUAAUAAUGCAAAUGGCACAAAUGCAAAAUCCAUGGAAUUGUCCACAUGGAAGGCCCACCAUAAGACACUUAUUAUCAAUAUUAUUAAUAAAUAAAUAAUAUCCUAAUAAA